ACACACACACACACACAAAAUCAGGUGUAGCUCUGCUGUGGUCAAAGUGCAACAACUCAUUCACUGUCCCUCUCUCUCUCGCUCUCCUUCUCUCUUUCACACACUUCAUGUCUCUUUCGUGACUAAUUUACACACUGUCUCACACACACACACACACACACACACACACACACUGCUCUGUGGUGCAGGGAGGGAGUAAAGUUCAGGCCGGUCAGGAGGACAGAGAGAUCACCGUCCUGCCGCGGAGGAAGACGAACGAACUGGACGACGCUGCAGGGGCGAAGAUGGCGGUGUCCGACUCGUCCUCCUGCUGUUUGUCUUGUAUCCGCCUGAAGGACAGAUGUCCUCGUCCACAGGGCCUCAUCAACCUGCUCAUCACUAAAGUGUGUCUGUUCGCCCUGCUCUUCGGCGUCGUCUGGUCCAUCACAGGAAGUGAGUGUUUACCUGGAGGCAACCUGUUUGGCAUCGUCAUCCUCUUCAUCUGCUCCGUGCUGGGAGGGAAGCUGGUGGGAAUGAUCCAACUGCCCACGUUGCCCCCCUUCCCUCCACUACUUGGGAUGCUGCUGGCGGGUCUGCUGCUGCGUAACGUUCCCUACAUCACCAACGCCGUCUUCAUCGACACUCACUGGUCUGCAGCUCUGAGGAACAUCGCCCUGUCCAUCAUCCUGACCAGAGCCGGGCUGGGCCUCGACCCCUCGGCGUUGAGUCGUCUGAAGGCGGUGUGUUUGCGUGUGGCGGUCGGUCCGUGCAUGGUGGAGGCCAGCAUCGUUGCUAUCGUGUCUCACUUCCUGUUGGGUCUGCCCUGGGUGUGGGGCUUCAUACUGGGUUUUGUCCUGGCUGCAGUGUCUCCAGCGGUCGUGGUUCCUUCGAUGUUGCUCCUGCAGAGAGAAGGAUACGGAGUGGAGAAGGGAAUCCCCACCCUGCUGAUGGCUGCUGGGAGUUUUGAUGAUAUUCUGGCCAUAACAGGGUUCUCCACCUGCCUGGGAAUCGCCUUCUCCACAGGUUCUACGUGGAUGAACAUCCUGAAGGGUCUGCUGGAGGUGGUGGGAGGGGUCAUAGCCGGGUUCAUCCUCGGCCUGUUCUUGUGCUGCUUCCCCAGUGGAGACCAGGAGGACCUGGUGUUGAGGAGGAGUCUCAUGUUGUUGGGUCUGUCCAUAUUUUCGGUCUUCUUCAGUCAUGUCAUCGGUUUUGCCGGAGCCGGUGGUCUCUGUACGCUGGUGUUGGCCUUUCUGGCUGCUCUGGGCUGGAAAACAAACAAGGCCCCAGUGGCAGCCAUGGUGGGCCGAUCAUGGGAUGUGUUCCAGCCGCUCCUCUUUGGUCUGAUUGGAGCAGAGAUCACCAUAAAAAACCUCAGCCCCAGCACCGUGGGUCUGGGUCUGGCCUGUAUCAGUAUCGGUCUGGUGAUCCGCCUUCUCGUCACCUUCCUGCUGGUUCAUUAUGCAGGAUUCAACCUGAAGGAGAAAAUCUUCAUCGCUGUGGCCUGGCUGCCUAAAGCUACCGUACAGGCUGCUAUUGGUUCCAAGGCGUACGAUAUGGCGAGGGAAGAGGGGGACGAGACCGCAAUUAAGUUUGGUUUGGAUGUGCUAACGUUAGCUGUGUUAGCCAUUCUGACCACAGCUCCCAUUGGAGCGUUGGGUAUCGGACUGGCUGGACCUCGCCUCCUGGCCCGGCAGGUCAAAGCAGAUGACACAGAAGGCGGAGCCACGACUCCAAGCAGCAACGGGAUUGUUCAAGAAAAAGAUAACGUGACCCUUGAGAGCAAGCUAUGAGGUUUCUGAUUGGACAAACAAAAGAAAGCUAUAUAUUAUACACCUUAAAUAAACCUUUUAUAUGUGCAGAUAUGUUUAUAAAAUAUCGUUGCUGUAUGUUACUUUUAUGCUUUGACAUGCAAAUGCUAGUUUUUACUUUCACUACCUAAAUGUUCAGCGACUGAUGUAAAUAACCACACUGCUACAGAAGGUUAUUUCCAACAUUUUUAACAGAUGACAAGUUAGGAAUAAUAAAACUAACACAAUGUGAAAUAUGCCAAAAAUGUGAUUUCCACAGAUUUACUUUCACAAACGUGAUAUUUACGACAUUAAAGGUCAGUCAAAUUAGAAAAAAAGAUCUAUUAUGUUAAAAUUAGGAAAAAUUCCCAGCAGUUAACUUAUGGAAUUACCAAACCAUAACAGUAGCUGGGGCAAUUUACAGCAUUGUACAAUUUCUACCCAAUGAGUUAGCUAGCUAAUCUAAACAUAACAUGCUACAUCCAUUUUCCUCAAAGUAACUGUUUGUCUUACACGUAGCUUUAUUUUUUUUAGUUAUUAUUUACCACUUUUUGUUAUUCUAUGAUUGUAUGUUGAGUAGGUGGACUACAAGUGAGGUAAUUCAUCAUUUUGGGAAUAGCAGCUACUUUAGCUAGCAUGCUAAUCUGAUGUUUAUGUGCUGGGAUAAGUAAGAACUUGUUUGUACGAAGUGUUGCCGACCGCCCCUGAAGGCAACACACAACACACAAAGUCCUCGUUGUAUCACGAAGAAUAUUUCCAACAAUUAUUGUACUGAGGUGUGGUUUCCUUCAUAUGUGCUAUUAAUGAAAAGCUUAAUAAAUACUU
This is a messenger RNA of Epinephelus moara (kelp grouper), 2591 nucleotides long. Its product is annotated as sodium/hydrogen exchanger 9B2. Gene Ontology annotation, biological process: proton transmembrane transport. Bases 285 to 1769 code for a protein of 494 amino acids. Lineage: Eukaryota; Metazoa; Chordata; Actinopteri; Perciformes; Serranidae. The record is from RefSeq and is a predicted model, not a curated record. Gene Ontology annotation, cellular component: membrane. The transcript is spliced from 13 exons. Gene Ontology annotation, molecular function: antiporter activity.